AUGAGCGUCCCCAUUCAUUCCAUUCCCCCAGAAGGGAGAACGAGCUACAUCAUUGAUCAGUUAGAGGGGGAACGCAUUAGUAUCCCUGGAAGCAAAGGCGUGUUUAGAAUAUUGGCUUCAUCUAAACAAACCAACGGUGGAAUUGCCGUCUUCUCCAGCGGUGCAGUCCUGUCUGAUGCCCCGGGCUUCCACUGGCAUGAGGAGGCGCACGAUAUCUUCCUUGUGACCAAAGGGUUUUUAAAGUUGUGGAAUGGCGAUAAAUGUAGAAUUAUGGGCCCUGGUGACUUUGCCUACGUUCCUCCGAGGUUUAUACAUAAUCCUGUUUUACUUGGGCCACAUACCGAGACUAUCGGCUUGGUGGCGCCAGGUGACUGGAUCGACUUCUUUAGAUACGUCGGCGAGACAUAUGAGGGUAUCGUCGUUCCUGAAAAUGAUAAUCGCAAUCUUGAUGCCAUGCUAGGAGAGAAGAUGAUGGUGGCCAAGGACCGCUUCGACGUCCAUUUUAAGCGCGAUUACCAGCCACCAGAUGUUGGAAACUGGCUAGAUACGGAGAACACAUUGCCAGCCCCGGGAGAGCCGUACUUCCUUCGCGCAAAUACAGGACCGCGGUGGCUGUUGGGUGGUGUUAUGUCGCGACCCUUCAUUCUCUCAUCGCAGUGCAGCGGCAAGUUCUCCAUCGCCAGUAUUGAAUCAUCCAAGGUAUACAAGUCAACACCCCUAGGUCGCUGGCUGAGCUUCCCCACUGUGGACCACUGCUUUUGUGUUCAAGAAGGUCUUCUGCGUGUCAAACUCAGGUCAAGUGGCGAUUCGUGGAGUGAAGUCCGGGAGGGCCAAACCCUAGUGAUCGCGGCUGGUGACGCCUUUGUGCUGGACUUUGCUAGUCGAUACGUCAGAGUCUGGUCCUUCACUAACGGCCGCGGGAUUGAGCAGGUGGUGCAAAAUGCUGGGACGCAGAUUUUUGAACAUGUGUUGCCAGACAGUCCUGUAUCUUGGGAGGAAGAGAAGCUAUCAAAUGUAUGUCGAGAGUUGGGUGUGGAGAUACAACAGUUAUAA
Penicillium hordei is the source of this 1053-nucleotide messenger RNA. Its product is annotated as cupin domain-containing protein. The record is from RefSeq and is a predicted model, not a curated record. Lineage: Eukaryota; Fungi; Ascomycota; Eurotiomycetes; Eurotiales; Aspergillaceae. The coding region runs from base 1 to 1053 and encodes 350 amino acids. The transcript is spliced from 2 exons.